AUGGCGCCGAUCAAGACGCGCGAGUUCUUGGGCGCAGUAACGCUCCUAUCGUUUUCGUCCGACGGGUCUCUGCUCUACGUGGGCGCAGGCCCGGCAAUUUUUCUCUAUGCAACGUCGUCGGGGAAGCUGCUGAGCCAGCAUACCGUCCUGCCGCUCGGUAUUCUGCACGGCUGUGACAUCGUCCAGCUUCCUCGCGCCACGCCCGAGUCAGUUGUGGGCGUCUUUUUCGGUCAAAAGCGCGUGUCUUGUUUCGUAGACCUGCCUCAGACUUGUGACGCAUCUCGAGGGAUCAAGGAGCUUACGGCGCUCGGGAGGCCAAAAGUGUUCAGUGACUGGGUGUUCGACGCGCACGUGUUGACAGACGACGAUGUGGUGGGACCAGCAAAGAACACGAACGUGCUGGUGGCGGUCGGACUGGCGCACAACUUGGUGCAGAUAUGGCAACCCGAUAGUCGCAAUGUGCUGCUGAGCGUGCAAUGCACUGAGCGCUGCAUUUUGUAUGCGCUGGCGUUCCACGGUCGAUCAUUGAAGGAACUCGUUGUUGCGUCGGGAACGGUGUUCCAGCACAUUCUGCUGUGGAAUCCACUGGAGUUUGGACUCGACAAUACUGACACUGCUGUUGCACCAGUGCAACGGCUGCAUGCUCACGAAGGCGUGCUUUUCAAGCUGGCGUGGUCGUCGACUGCGCGCUUGCUGGUCUCUGUCUCAGACGAUCGCACUGUGCAGUUGUGGUCGAACGAUGGGACCCCCACGGUCGAGCAGCUAAACUCGAUGCGGCAAUCAAGUCGAGCUGAACUACUGCAGAGAGCGUACUUGCCAGUGUUCCGAGCGUGGGGUCAUUCGGCGCGUAUUUGGGAUGUAUCCUUCUGGCAGUGUGGCGUGGUAACAGCGAGCGAAGAUGGUCUAGCCAAGAUGUGGAAUCUUCACGGCCAUUGUGUAGCCACGUUGCGGGGACACGUGGGCAGGCACGUGUGGCGUGUGGCUGUUCACCCGUCACAACAAAUGGUUGCCACAGGAGGCGGUGACGGUGCUGUGAAACUCUGGAAUGUAGCGCGCCAGCUCAUGUCUUCUUCUGACGCACCGGAGACGAGCGACGUGUGUCAAACUAUUCGUGUUCCGAUUGUAUCGGCAGAAAAAAAGAGCGGUCCAUCAUCCCACAGCGUGCGGAACAUUGCGCUAAGCACGCUGGAUGAUGGCAAGACUGCAUUUGUAGCCUCCGAGCGCGGCGAGAUUUUCCGCGUGAAUCUAAUGUCAUGUACUGCAGAACUUGCUUUCGUUGUGCCUUCUAGUGAGGGCGCUCAUAUCACAACGCGUACUGGUGGACUGUCGGCAUUUUCGAUCGAUUUCUCUGGACGUUUCUUGUUGCUUGGUGAAGUCACGGGGCGUGUCUGUGUUGUCGAGGCAUCCACGGGAAUUCUGUUGCAUGCGUGGACUUCUCGAGCCAAGACUCGUGUCAUGAAAAUAUGGUGGGACCAAGAGGAUACUCUCUUCGUCAGUAGCGCUGGUGGCAUUCUCGUCGAGUGGAAGCCUAUCGUCAGACAGGCAUGCGAUAGCACGACAUCAGUGUCCGUCGCAAUGAAUCUUGUGGCGGUGUAUGAAAUUCCCACGAAGAGCUCAAUUUCGUCAAUCUUGGUGGUGGACCGGUCAGGUAAGAUCAGGAAUAUCGUGGGAGGCGACGGGCAUGGCAAUGUGUACGUCUUUCAUCGUCCGCUCGCUCCAAGCAGCAGAGACUGUGAAGUCUGUGCAACACAGUCUCCUGCUUACAUGCUCAAAGGCGUCCACGGACGUGAGUUGGUGGCAUCGCUCUUACUUAGUGACGCCCGAAACUGCCAUCUCGCGAUGCUUUCGGGCGGUCAUGACGGGCACAUUUGCUCGUAUGCGUUAGAAGACGACACUAGCCCAAGUGGGGCAUUGACAAUCAAACAGUUGGGCCGUGAAUCCGUUAAAGGCAUCUCCACAGUCAAGCAGCUUUGGUGGAGACAAACGUCAUCUUGUGACGACAGGCCGCAACAUGAUCUCAUGGUGUUUGGUUUCCACGCGUCACGAGCUGUUCUGUACAACGUGUCUGCGCAGUAUUGUAUCUUUGAGGUCGAAUGCGGUGGUUGGCGCCGACCUCAUGCCCUUUACACUUGUGGUACUAAGGUCCAGCACGCCGUUCCCUCUCAUACGUUCGUGUUCACACACCCGACAACGCAGAAGCAGCACGUUGAUAUCAAGGUGCACUCGACGCUUCUUCGUGCGUACGAUUCUUCAGAGACUUCCCCUUUUUUCUCCAGGUGCUCUCUACAUGAUCACCAUCACGGUCGUAUGGCGACUCGUGUAUCGUUUCUCGGAGAGGAACGCUUGAUUACUGCAGCGGAAGACAACAGCUUGAUGCUGCAUCGACGCCGCCGCACUCAACAUGGCCGAGAUAAUCAAGAUAGCUCGCGUUGGUGCGGCGUGGCAUCAGGAAUCGCACACACGACGACUGUCCGAGCGCUCACAACGUAUGCUCGCAAACGUUCCAGUGGCGUUGAGGAGCACAUCGUGCUUUCUGGGGGAGGAAAGCAGCGCCUAAAUGUAUGGCUAGUUGCUGGUGACAGCGAUGUGCUUUGUCAUCUUUGUGGCCAGGAACGUGCGGAAGCAGCGCAGGACCAUCGUAUCCUUGGGCUUGCUACGUUCUCGAUUCCUUGUAUCUCGGAUGAUUACCGGCUUGUCGCGGCUUGCAAUUCUGAGGGGUCCACGCAACUGCUUCUGCUGGACGUGAACAACGCUGGACUUGUUGAGCUCGGUGACUGCCGUUCGGUCUCGAGAAAACCGAUUUUGUCUUGCGUGGGUUUUCAGCAAGGUGAAGCCGACGCGAUGAUUGCAGGACUAGCUGUCGGCUCCACUGAUGGUCUGGUGACACUGUGGAACUUGACUAUGCUGCUGAAGAAAGUCGGAUCGUCGCUCGCUCGAUCCCAUGCUGACGCGGGUCAGCUCCGUGAGAAGCUAGCGCCGUUGAUAAGGGAGUUACGGCCCAGUGGUGACUACUUGGCACACGACAUGGGCACAAAUUGCAUCGAUCUUGUCUCCUGUGCAAAAAGCACCGAAGAGGGAAGUGUCGACGUAGCAAUCGUCAGCGGUGGAGACGACCAGAAUCUAAAUGUACAUGAACUGCGCUUUCCGUCGUGCCAGCUGCUCUCGGAAACUCGGACGGUGAAUGCUAGCGGGUCAGCGAUCAAGACGGUUUCAUGCGUGAAUGCUCAAGUCAUUUUUGCAGCCGGCUACGACCAACGAGUGAGCAAAUGGAGCGUUCAGCGCAACAAGAACGGCUUUGAGCUGGAGUGGCGAGGUGCCGCGUUCUCGGAGUGUGCCGACAUUGCCGACCUCGCAGUCCGGCAGACUCCGGCUGGAGCGGCUCACGACGUUGUCGUUGUUGGCCAAGGCUUGCAGAUGCUGGAGUUCCAACGCGACGAUGAACACCAUUAG
Molecule: messenger RNA, 3450 nt
Organism: Hyaloperonospora brassicae
Lineage: Eukaryota; Oomycota; Peronosporomycetes; Peronosporales; Peronosporaceae
Source: the annotation of a GenBank genome assembly